Grammomys surdaster is the source of this 693-nucleotide messenger RNA. It is a transcript of the gene Epcip, whose product is annotated as chromosome unknown C21orf62 homolog. The record is from RefSeq and is a predicted model, not a curated record. The coding region runs from base 1 to 693 and encodes 230 amino acids. NCBI's taxonomy places the organism in Eukaryota, Metazoa, Chordata, Mammalia, Rodentia, Muridae. The transcript has a single exon.
AUGGACUGGCUCAUGAAGGAGAAACAAGAACACACCAGUCCACGCUGGAUAAGAAUGACACCACCUUCCAGCUUCUGCUGUCUUCUGCUCGGAGCGCUAGGCAUCUUUGCACUCGGCCACUUCACAAAAGGUCAGAACAACACACUGCUUUUCACUAAGGAAAAUACCAUUCAGAACUGCAGCUGCCCCAUAGACAUUAGGGACUGUGACUACAGUUUGGCCAACCUGAUGUGCAGCUGUAAAUCUGUCCUGCCUUUUGCCAUGGAGCAUACCAGCUAUCAUGGCCAUCUGACCAUCUGGUUCACAGACAUAGCCACAUUGGGCCACCUGCUGAAGUUCACUCUGGUCCAAGACUUGAAGCUUUCCCUAUGUGGUUCCAACAUCUUCCCCACCAAGUACCUGGUUAUCUGUGGGCUGAAGAGGCUUUGCAUCAACACGGAGGCCAAGCAUUCCUCGCCAGAGCAGAGUUUGCUUAUUCACAACCGAAGGGAAGGCAGCGCCUUGUACAAAGGCUGGCAAACGCGUGUGUUCAUCUCACUCUUAGAUGUGGCUCUUUUCAACAGGGACUCAUCUUUAAAGUCAUACAGUAUUGAUAACAUUUCUAGCCUCACCAGUGACUUUCCUGAUUUUUCUUACUUUAAAACAUUUCCAAUGCCAAACAGCAGCAGCUAUGUUGUCACAGUUAUUUACUAG